Molecule: messenger RNA, 2726 nt
Organism: Monascus purpureus
Lineage: Eukaryota; Fungi; Ascomycota; Eurotiomycetes; Eurotiales; Aspergillaceae
Source: the annotation of a GenBank genome assembly
AAAUAAGCCGUGGAUCCUUCGUCCUUACCGGGUCCCAACUACUAUGCGCUCUCAGCAACAUAUCAUAACGGUAUAAAUUGACUCUUCCUUAAUCUUAGCAUAUCUAUGGUCGAAUUUGCAAAACAUGGCAUCAGAACACACGGUCACGAAGGUCUUAUUGGAGUGGAUCAACAGCUUCUCCCUGGGCAAGAUACUCCGGGCCACAGAUGAACUGACUGACGGGAUCAUUCUGUGGGAGAUCCUACAGGAUAUUGAUCCCCAGUACUUUUUGGACGAGCUACCAGAACGCAGCCCAUCAGGCCAUUGGGUUGCAAAGUGGCAGAACCUCAAGCAUAUCCACAAACUCCUCGUUAGCUAUAUUCGGCACAAGAACGACGACGAGCUUCCCCCCGGACUCGAUCCAACCCCAGAUCUUGACGCCAUCGCGGCAAAGGGCUCUGUCAGAGAAACGAAUAAGCUCCUAAAGCUUCUCCUUAUCGCGGCAAUCAGCUCCCCCAACGCUGAGACCUACGUCCAAACCCUCCAGACCUUAAGCACUUCCACUCAAGAGGGACUCAAGGAUAUUAUCGAAGAGGCACAGAAUGGUCAGCAUGAACCAAUUGACAGCGAAAAUGAGGACAAUGAAUAUCCGUCGAAGCGAGAGAUUCCCGUCGACCUCGAGUUGCAGUUUGAAGAGCGAGUUGGGAAGGUGCUCGCCGAAAACGAUCGUUUAACGAACGAAAAAAAGGAGCUGGAGAAGGCAUUGGAGGAUUUACAUAACCGCUUGGCACGUUUGCAAGAGAAUAACGAUACCUUGCAGGUUCGUCUUGCUUCAACCGAGGACCGACUGGUGACAUUGAAGUCCGGGAAAGGCGAUAUUGGGUUGAGUGCCAAAGCGCUGGAGACCAGAACCCGUCAGCAAGAGGAUCUUAUUGCUUCCCAGGAAGCAAAAUUAGCGGCAUCUCAGGAUGAGAUUGACCGCCUACAGAUGUCUCUGGAGUCUUUGCGUGUAAAGAACCAACGGUUCCAAAAGCUACAGGACGAUUAUGAUGAGCUGAAGACGGAAAGAGAGCAGCUUAUUCGAAAGGCUAAUGCAGCCGAGAAGUAUCGCCAAAAGUUACAAGCUAGUCAGGAUUUCGAAAAGGAGAGCCAAACUCUCAAAAAUCAGAUUAAGGACCUCCAGCAGCAGUUGAAGGAGGCUGACUCUCAGCAUCGAUGGGCCGCUGAGCGAGACGUCGAACUUGAGGAAUAUAGGAGAUUACUCCCACACAUCGAACAAGACCGUCAUGAGAUUCAGAACUUGAAGAAGCAGCUGGAAUUCAAUAACCAUGCUCUGACAGAGCGACUCAGGGAUGCAGAAGAACAACGAGAAAGAGACGAUGCACUAAUAAGCGAGCUGCGCGACCGUAUUCGAGAACUAGAAGGCUUGCCUGGAAGUCCAUCGCCUUCGUCAGAUAUGGAGACUCCGAAAUUAGAGGGUACUCUCCAAAAGGACUUUGAGGAUAUCGGAGCUAAGGAGCCCCAGCUAAAACCCGAAAGCGAGGAGUUGAAGAAGGGUGCUGAAUUGGACGCUUACCCCGAGGAUUUCGUCCUGACCGUCCAACAAGUGCAAACGAAGUCUCUUCAAAGUGAGGAAUAUUGGAAGCUGUAUGAGAAUUACGCAGCGCUGCGUAAGAAGUUCGCAGAUGCUGAAGACUCUCUCGCAACAACAAAUCGAAAGCUCGAAGAUUCCUUAUCAGAGCUUGCCCUUGUUGGCAAAGAAAAAAUUGAUAUAAUCCACGAAGUUAAGGAAAGCAAUUCUACAGAAUUGACUACGAUGCGUAACGAAUGGGACGCUGUUAUCCAAAAGAUACAUCAUUUAGAAGCGGAGGCCGACGCGAGCCAUGCGUUAGCAAGAGAGGUGUGCAUCGAACGCGAUGAGCUCCGUGGAAUCCUUGACAGCAAACAAGCAGAGUUCAAUACGGAGAAUGAGGAGUCAUUGAAAGAAAUGAAAGCACUCCUUGCAGAAUUUUCCGCCCUCACCAAUGGUGAUGUGUCGGACACAAGCCAGAAAUCAAGCGUUGAGCUUCUAAAGCAAUUUGCGGAGUUGACGGAGAAGAAUAUCGAAAGACUUGCAAAGCGUGCAGAGUAUAUUGAGCAACAAAACGAAGUCAUUGAGUCGUUGCGCGAGAGAAUCAAAAGCUAUGGAGACAUCGAGAAUACAGUCAGCAAAGAGCGCGAGCUCGAACUGCAGGAGGUGAUCGAGGCUCGAGAUAGGGAGCUCUCCCUCAUAAGCUCUGCUUGGUAUGAUCUGCAGAACCGUUGGCGGAACAACAAUAUCACAGUCUCGAGGUACCGCCGCGGACCUGCCAAUGGGGCAGAUACCAAGAAGGGCUGGCUGGCAAAGCAAAGGGGCAUAGUUGCCGGUCAAUAGUUAUUGCAUACCUGGAGCAACGGCUUACGCUCAGUUCUAAAGAUUCGCACUUACACAUACAUUAUGCUUCGUCUCUUUGUAUAUUGCUCCUGCGUUUCUUCAAGCCAUGUUUACAUUCACACUACUGAGUACAUACAGUUGAUUGACUAUCCACUCUGCAGAGAACUUACGGUGUCUGCCAUACGUUUUCAAUUCAUAUCUUUUCAACUGCUGUCCACAAUUUCUCUUGUUAAAAGUGAAAAAUGCAAAGAUUGUGCAUAUUACUUCAUUCUAGAUACUUGUAUAGAUAUGAUUCACUCACUACUUUAAUGACAUGCCAUUCUAGCUUUGGGAU